AUGGUUUAAUAGAAAAAAUAUUACAAAAAACUAAAAGAUUUUUUAAACUCUGAUCUUUAAUCUCAUUCAGUUAUAGAAAUCAAUCUCUCAUCAAGUUAUCUAUUAGGUGAGGAUAUAUCAGGUUUAGGUUCUGCUUUAGUAUAGUGCAAUAAUCUCUCAAAUUUGGUACUGUUUCUUUAUGAAUAUUAAAUUUGUGUAGAAUGUAUGUCAGACUUAGGUUCUGCUUUAGAAAAGUGCACUUAUCUCUCAAAUUUGUCACUAAAUUUUUUUGGAAAUUAACUUGGUAAUGAAGUUGCAACAGCCUUAGUUUCUACUUUAGCAAAGUGCACUAAUCUCUCGGAUUUGGCAAUUAACUUUCGUUACAAUUCAACUGAAUUUGAAGGUACACCAGCCUUAGGUUCUGGUUUAGGAUAGUGCACUAAUCUCUCUUGUUUUAUCCUCCAUCUACAAGGUGGUCAAAUUGGUCUUGAAGGUGCAUCAGGCUUAGGUUUUGGCAUAGCAAAAUGCACUAAUCUGUAAAAAUUGUCACUCCAUCUUAGCGAAAAUAGAAUUUGUGAUGAAGGUUUAUAAUGUUUAGCUUCUGCUUUAGAAAAGUGCGCUAAUCUCUCAAAUUUGGCACUUGAGCUUUGCGAUAAUUAAAUUUCUGUUGAAGGUGUAUCAAGUUUAGCUUCUUCUUUAGAAAAGUGUACUAAUCUCUCAAAUUUAUCGCUUGAUUUUAGUAAAAAUAAAAUUGGUGAUGAAGGUGUAAAAAGCUUAAGCUCUGAAUUAUCGAAGCGUACUAAUAUCUUAAAUUUGAAACUUUAUCUUUUAUAAAAUUUACUUGCUGAUGAAGACAUAUCAGGCUUAGGUUCUGCUUUAGCAUAAUGCAAUAAUCUCUCAAAUUUGAUACUAUAUCUAUACAACAAUUAAAUUAGUGUUGAAAGUAUAUCAGACUUAGGUUCUGCAUUAGUAAAGUGCACUAAUCUCUCAAAUUUAACAAUAUAUCUUUAUGGAAAUUAAUUUGGUGAUAAAGUUGCAACAGUCUUAGUUUCUGCUUUAGCAAAGUGCAUUAAUCUCUCCAAUUUGACACUUAGUCUUGAUUGCAAUUAAAUUGGAGAUGAAGGUUCAUCAAUCAUAGGUUCUGGUUUAGGUUAGUGCACUAAUCUCUCAUAUUUGGUACUUUAUCUUAAUGAAAAUUAAAUUGGUGAUGAAGGUAUAUCAGGCUUAGGUUCUGGUUUAGCAAAAUGCACUUAUUUAUCAAAUUUAUCUCUCUAUUUUUGUGGAAAUUAAAUUUGUGAUAAAGGUUUAUAAGGUUUAUGUUCUGCUUUAGAAAAGUGCUCUAAUCUCUCAAAUUUGACACUUGAUCUUGAUGAAAAUCAAAUUAGUGGUGAAGGUGCAUCAUUCUUAAGUUCUGCUUUAUCAAAGUGUACUAAUCUCUAAAAUUUGACACUUGAUUUUGGUGGAGAUUAAAUUGGUAUUUAAGGUUUAUCAUACUUAGGUUCUGCUUUAGCAUAGUGCACUAAUCUAUCAAAUUUGAAAUUUUAUCUUCACGACAAUUAAAUUUGUGAAGACGGUCUAUCAAGUUUAUAUUUUGCUUUAGAAAAGUGCACUAAACUCUCAUAUUUAGUACUUGAUUUUAGUUUCAAUGAUAUUGAUGAUAAAUGCGCAUCAGAGUUAGGAUCUGCUUUAGCAAAAUGCACUAAUCUUUCAAAUUUGAUACUUAUGCUUAAUGAAAAUUAAAUUGGCGAUGAUGGUGCAUAAAGUUUAAGUUCUGAAUUAUCGAAGUGCACUAAUAUCUUAAAUUUGACACUUUAUCUUAGUCAAAAUUAAAUUACAGAUGGUGGUGUAUCAGUCUUAGGUUCUGCUUUAGCAAAGUGCAAUAAUCUCUUAAAUUUGACAAUUCAACUUGAGUAAAAUUAUAUCAGUGAAUCAGUAGAAUAGAAAAUAAAGAACAAGUGCCUAAAAUCAAAAAGAUUAGUUCUUUUUAAAAAUUAAUCCUUACUAAAUAUUUUGAAUUAAUAAUGA
Tetrahymena thermophila SB210 is the source of this 2004-nucleotide messenger RNA. RefSeq names its product kinase domain protein. Gene Ontology annotation, cellular component: cytosol; perinuclear region of cytoplasm; nucleus. Gene Ontology annotation, molecular function: small GTPase binding; GTPase activator activity. The transcript is spliced from 23 exons. Gene Ontology annotation, biological process: nucleocytoplasmic transport; activation of GTPase activity. The record is from RefSeq and is a predicted model, not a curated record. Lineage: Eukaryota; Ciliophora; Oligohymenophorea; Hymenostomatida; Tetrahymenidae.